Messenger RNA from Schistocerca americana (American grasshopper), 1703 nucleotides. RefSeq names its product soluble calcium-activated nucleotidase 1. The record is from RefSeq and is a predicted model, not a curated record. Bases 154 to 1665 code for a protein of 503 amino acids. Lineage: Eukaryota; Metazoa; Arthropoda; Insecta; Orthoptera; Acrididae. Gene Ontology annotation, molecular function: calcium ion binding; GDP phosphatase activity; UDP phosphatase activity. The transcript has 7 exons. Gene Ontology annotation, biological process: proteoglycan biosynthetic process.
UUUGCCCAGGUGUUGUAUGAUGACAGGAGGGGGGAGUAACGCAGACGAACAUGGGGACGUGAAAGUUGUAGGUGUGAAUAUGUGACAAAAGGGGGGGUUUAUUAUUAGUUAUGUAUUUCUAUGUUUCAUACUUUGUGCACUGAGUUUUAACACAUGCCAGUCGCCUCAGAAAGCAGUGAAAUGAUGACAUUGCGAGACUGGAGGCAAGCAAUCAGGACGCCAACAGCAUACCGUGUUGGGAACAGUACGUUAAGGAUUCAGACACAUUUCGUCAGCCUAAUUGUUGUUGGCGUUUUGAUAUUAUUAUUAGUAUUAUAUACUUAUAGUCCAUCUAGUCGGCAUAAAUUACGAAAUAUAGUUCUUACCCAAGACCACGCGUCUGUAGAUUACAACAUAAAAAAUUUGUAUUUACCUCCCAUAAAGCAAGAAUUUUAUAAUUUUUCUUACCCAUUGACCCCAUCAAUGACAACACCAAAGGGUGUCAUGUUUCGUAUUGGUAUUAUAAGUGAUAUGGAUAAAAGUUCCAAACAGGCAAACGAAGAAAAUGCUUGGCGAAGUUGCUUGAAAAAGGGAUACCUGACUUGGAAUGCAAAAACGGAAAAAAUAUUAGUGACCUGGGAUGAUGUGGAACCUUUGACUUUAAAAUCCAACCUUGGCGAAUCUGGCAGGGGCAUGGAACUGUCAGAACUAGUAACAUUUAAUGCCAAAAUUUUAGCGUUUGAUGACAGAACGGGGGUGGUUUACGAAAUCGACAAUGAUAAAGUUAUUCCUUGGGUGGUACUACCGGAUGGUGAUGGAAGGACUUCAAAAGGUUUCAAAAUGGAGUGGGCUACAGUGAAGGAUCAAACCUUGUACAUCGGUGGCCUUGGUAAAGAAUGGACCACAAGUUCGGGAGAGCUUGUUAACUUCAACCCUCAAUGGAUUAAAACAGUCUCCGUGUCUGGAGAAGUUUCUCAUAUAAACUGGCGUGAUAAGUACAACAAGAUUAGACGUGCUGUAGGGAUUGAAUUUCCAGGAUACAUGAUCCAUGAAGCAGUUUCAUGGAGUACAUACCAUAAACGCUGGUUUUUCCUUCCGAGACGUUCCUCAAAAGAAAAAUAUGAUGAAAAUCUGGAUAAUGAAAGAGGAACUAACAUGAUUAUCACAGCUGAUGAAAACUUUGAUGAUAUAAAGGUUACUUUCGUUGGGGAAGUUGUUCCUACCCAUGGAUUUUCAUCUUUCAAGUUUUUGCCAGGAACUGAUGACAGUAUAAUAGUAGCACUCAAAACGAUGGAGACUUCUAAAGAGCAUAUACCAACUUGCUACAUUGGAGACAAGUCAAGAGAUUUUCCUGGCCAGGGAAGUUGCUGCAUGGCUCUUGGAGCACAGAGAAUUUCACUGGCAGUAUUGUGGACUCUGAAAGCUGCCCUCACUUGCCACAAUACUUCAUCGGCAGAGGCACUCCCAAUGGCGCUGCUCAGCCUGCAAGCAAUGCCGAAGGAGGAGAUCGACGCAUCACCUGUUGACAUCAUUUAUGGGCAGCCUCUGACAAUCCUGGGUCCAAAAGAAGAACUUUGUGAAUUCCCGCUGAUGACCAGUAUGCCAGAGAUCCUUCUACCUGAUAUAGCACUUACAGGGAGUGUGCAGUGUGUACCAAAAAAUGAUUCCUUAAAGAAAAAAGUGUAAGAAAUGAAACUAAUCAUCAGAUCUAACAUUAAUUUUUA